AUGGCCCGAAGUGACAUUCUUGUAUCCCCUCCUAUAAGUGACGAGGAGAAUGAGGUUUCAUCUGCUGCCAGAUUUGUAACUAGGCGAACAGAGUUUCAACAAACUGACAUGUCAAAUCCACAGUUGAGUAAUAGGCAAAUGUUUCCCUCAAUCAAAGUAUUUAGACAAGCAAUUAGGGAAAACAAUUUGAGGAAAGGUAAGGAUAUAAGGUUUAAAAAAAAUUACCGAGCCACAUGUAUUGUCGUAUGCAAGGAUCCAGGUUGUAGGUAUCGGGUUUACGGUCGUAAAUGCAAGGAUCAAGAUUCAUUUGAAAUUAGAUCGAUACAAGACAAACACACUUGUACAAGGCAGCAUAGGAAUUCGAUUGUGAAAUCUGGAUGGAUUGCUGAUAGACUUAUUGAUAAGUUUAGAGUGCAACCUAACAUGCCAUUGAAGGCAAUUCUUGGGGAAGUGAAGGACAAGUGGGGUGUUGAUGUUAAUAAAUGGCAAUUGUAUAGGGAUAGAAGAAUUGCAAAGGAAAUGCUUCAUGGCAAAGACAAGCUGCAAUACAAGAAGCUUUGGGAUUAUUGUGAAACCGUUAGACAAACAUAUCAGGGUAGUUGUGUCAUGAUGAAGGUUGAUAGGCCUUUACCUGACCAUCCGGCAUGUUUCCAAAGGUUGUAUUUCUCAUUGGCUGCCAUGAAGAAAGGUUUUCGAGCUGGUUGUAGGCCUAUCAUUGGGUUGGAUGGAUGCUUUUUGAAGGGGACUUAUAAGGGACAGCUUUUGUCGGCCAUUUCGAAGGAUGACAAUAAUAACAUGUACCCAGUGGCACUUGCAGUUGUUGAGGCAGAAACCAAAGACAGUUGGAUAUGGUUUCUUGAGACUUUGAUCUCAGAUCUUGGCACCCCUCUUGCACAAGGAUGGACAUUUAUUUCUGAUCGUCAAAAGAGGCUGCAACCAGCGUUUGACGUGGUGCUUCCCGGGGGUGACCAUCGGUUCUGUGUGAGGCAUUUGUAUGCGAACUAUAGAGAUACAAGUCAUCGUGGUCUUGCAUUGAAAGACAAGUUAUGA
Molecule: messenger RNA, 1050 nt
Organism: Corylus avellana
Lineage: Eukaryota; Viridiplantae; Streptophyta; Magnoliopsida; Fagales; Betulaceae
Source: RefSeq, a predicted model, not a curated record